Messenger RNA from Linum tenue, 1621 nucleotides. The record is from the annotation of a GenBank genome assembly. Lineage: Eukaryota; Viridiplantae; Streptophyta; Magnoliopsida; Malpighiales; Linaceae.
AAAUAAAAACGCAGUUAUGUUACCCGCCAAAAUGGUGUCCAGAUACGUCAGCCAUGACAACCCCCAACUGUCUUUCCAAAUCAACGAAUUAAAUUCAUAUUCUUCUCCCUAGUGGGAAGCCGCCUGUGGGCUUCCAUUUCUGUCUUGCGAUCAUGGCCGCACAAAAUAACAAAUUGCCAUUGUUUCCCACUUCCCCUCGCCGUUUCUACUAUAAAGGGAGGAAGAAGCAGGGGAUCUCUCUACCUUCAUCAUCAAUUCAUCAGCAUAACUGCAACCAACAGCAGGAAGAAGAAAAUGGCGACUGAGCAGAGUACCAUCCCCCUUCUCACCCCGUACAAGAUGGGCAAGUUCGAUCUUUCUCACAGAGUUGUUCUGGCGCCAUUGACUAGACAGAGAUCUUAUGGGAACGUACCGCAGCCACAUGCCAUUCUGUAUUACUCCCAAAGGGCCACCAAAGGUGGGCUUCUCAUAGCUGAAGCCACUGGAGUUUCGGACACUGCUCAAGGGUACACGGACACUCCUGGUGUUUGGACCAAAGAGCAAGUUGAGGCAUGGAAGCCCAUUGUGGAUGCUGUUCAUGCCAAGGGUGGUAUAUUUUUCCUGCAAAUUUGGCAUGUUGGAAGGGUUUCAAAUUCUGGUUUCCAACCAAAUGGGCAGGCUCCAGUCUCAUCUACAGACAAGCCAUUGCAGUCUGACGAUAUUGCAACAUACAGUCCUCCUAGACGAUUAGAAACAGAAGAAAUCCCUCAGAUUGUGAACGACUUCCGGACCGCAGCAAGGAAUGCUAUUGAAGCAGGCUUUGAUGGAGUUGAGAUACAUGGAGCUCAUGGCUAUCUAAUUGACCAGUUCAUGAAAGACGAAGUGAACGAUCGAACAGACCAGUACGGUGGGUCUCUAGAGAAUCGCUGCAGAUUUGCUCUGGAAGUUGUUGAAGCGGUGAGUAAAGAAAUAGGAGCGGAGAGAGUUGGAAUUAGACUGUCUCCCUUUAGUGCCCACAGUGAAUGUGCAGACUCGAACCCAGAAGCUCUAGGCAUGUACAUGGUUGAAUCCCUUAACAAGUACGGGAUUCUGUACUGUCACAUGGUCGAGCCGAGGAUCAAGAAUGCUGGAGAACAAAUCCAAACCCAUAGGAGUCUGUCGCCAAUGAGGAAUGCUUUCAGUGGCACUUUCAUGGCAGCUGGAGGUUACAACAGAGAAGAUGGUAACAAGACUGUGGAAGAGAACCGUGCUGAUCUGGUUGUCUAUGGUCGUUGGUUCUUGGCUAAUCCGGAUUUGCCGCGGAGAUUUGAGCUCAAUGCUGAUUUGAACAAGUAUGAUAGGAACACAUUUUACACAUCUGAUCCUGUUGUUGGGUAUACAGAUUAUCCAUUUCUGCAGCCGAAUCCUUCUGCUUGAGGAUUUGGACUGCUGUACCAUCCUAUCCCUGACUGAUGGGAGAAAAUGUGUUCAGGUGCAACAUGGAAAUUGAGUAAGAAAUUGUUAGCUGCAAUCCUCUGAAUUGGAUCGAGCUCUUCUUGUCAUAUCACAAAAAAGAGUGAAUCAUCACAUUAUGCUAUACAAGCAUCUUAUCUAGACAGAUAUUAACUUAUUUCAAGUGCAUUCAUGAACCUAAAGUUGGUUC